Molecule: messenger RNA, 2577 nt
Organism: Drosophila elegans
Lineage: Eukaryota; Metazoa; Arthropoda; Insecta; Diptera; Drosophilidae
Gene: mAcon2
Product: probable aconitate hydratase, mitochondrial
Exons: 1
Coding region: 111-2462 (783 amino acids)
Biological process (GO): tricarboxylic acid cycle
Cellular component (GO): cytosol; mitochondrion
Molecular function (GO): aconitate hydratase activity; 4 iron, 4 sulfur cluster binding
Source: RefSeq, a predicted model, not a curated record
UGACACCUUCCAUUCAAAGCAGCCGGUAGCUGACACUCAGCUUUCAUUCUCUCCGAUUUUAGCGACACAAACUAUUAACCAAAUUUGUUCAAUUACCAAGAAACAUUGAGAUGGCUCAGCGAACACAGAGGUAUAUAUGUUUGGCGGGUUCCAUGGUGCGUAAGAUUCAUGUGGCCCGAUUUCCACGGUGCAAAAAAGUGUCCAUGUCGAAUUUUGACUGCGGUAUUCCUCUGCCCUAUGAAAAAAUGAAGGAGAAACUGAAUUGCGUGAAAACUCGGCUAACUGGACCUCUGACGCUGUCGGAAAAGGUGUUAUAUUCCCAUUUGGAUGAACCGGAUAAGCAGGAAAUUGAACGGGGCAAGACCUAUUUGCGACUUCGUCCGGAUCGUGUGGCCCUGCAAGACGCCACGGCCCAGAUGACCCUAAUGCAGUUCAUCUCGUCGGGCUUGAAGAAGGUGGCGGUUCCCUCCACAGUUCACUGUGAUCACUUGAUUGAGGCCCAAAUAAGUGGCAAGAAGGACCUGGCCAGAGCUAAGGAUCUCAACAAGGAGGUCUUUGACUUUCUUUCUUCCGCGUGCGCCAAAUAUUACUUGGGUUUCUGGAAGCCUGGCAGCGGAAUAAUCCAUCAAAUCAUUUUGGAGAACUACGCCUUUCCGGGUCUGCUGAUGAUCGGCACCGAUUCCCACACUCCGAAUGGCGGUGGCCUGGGAUGUUUGUGCGUGGGUGUCGGCGGUGCCGAUGCCGUCGAUGUGAUGGCGAAUAUUCCCUGGGAGCUAAAGUGCCCGACUGUGAUCGGUUGCCAUCUAACGGGCAAAAUAAGUGGCUGGACCUCGCCCAAAGAUGUGAUUCUAAAGGUGGCCGAGAUCCUGACCGUCAAAGGCGGCACAGGAGCGAUUGUGGAGUACCAUGGACCUGGCGUCGAGUCCAUAUCCUGCACGGGAAUGGCCACCAUUACCAACAUGGGAGCUGAGAUCGGAGCCACAACUUCGAUUUUCCCGUUCAACGAUCGCAUGGUGACCUAUUUGAAAGCCACGGGCAGAGGUGCCAUCGCUGCGGAGGCCAUGAAAUACAAGGAUAUGCUGACAGCGGACAAGGGCUGCAAGUACGAUCAGGUCAUCGAAAUCAAUUUGGACAAGCUGGAGCCAUUGGUGAAUGGCCCAUUUACGCCCGAUUUGGCGCAUCCCAUUAGCAAACUGGGGGCCAACUCCGAGAAGAACGGCUAUCCGAUGGACAUUAAAGUCAGUCUGAUUGGAUCCUGCACGAAUUCCUCAUAUGAGGAUAUGGGCCGCUGUGCCAGCAUUGCCAAUGACGCACUGAGCCAUGGCCUGAAGUCCUGUGUUCCCUUUAAUGUCACGCCUGGAUCGGAGCAAGUUCGAGCCACCAUAGCCAGGGAUGGCAUCAUCGAUGUCCUCGAAAAGUUCGGUGGCACCGUGCUGGCCAAUGCCUGUGGUCCUUGCAUUGGACAGUGGGAUCGCAAGGAUGUGAAAAUGGGCGAAAAGAACACAAUUGUCACAUCGUACAACCGUAACUUCACCGGAAGAAACGAUGCCAAUCCGGCCACGCAUUGUUUUGUUACCAGUCCGGAAAUGGCUACUGCCUUGGCCAUUGCCGGACGUUUGGACUUCAAUCCCUUGGCCGACGAACUCCAGGGAGCGGAUGGCAAAAUGUUCAAGCUAAAGGAACCACAUGGCGAAGAACUGCCUGCCAAGGGCUUCGAUCCCGGGGAGGAUACAUACCAGGCUCCACCGGAGAAGGGCGAUGAUGUCAAGGUAAAUGUGGAUCCCAAGUCGGAACGGCUGCAAAUCCUGCAGCCCUUUGAGAAAUGGGACGGCAAGGACUACAUUGAUUUGGUGGUUCUGAUCAAAAUCAAGGGCAAAUGCACUACUGAUCACAUAAGUGCCGCUGGACCUUGGCUAAAGUAUCGCGGUCAUUUGGACAACAUAUCCAAUAACAUGUUCAUUGGGGCCACCAAUGCCGAGAAUAAUGAGAUGAACAAGGUGAAGAACCAAAAGACCGGCCAAUUUGAUGCCGUUCCAGCCGUGGCUCGGGACUAUAAGGCCAACAAGAUGAGGUGGUGUGCCGUGGGUGAGGAGAACUACGGCGAGGGAUCUUCCAGGGAGCACGCUGCACUGGAGCCCCGUCAUUUGGGUGGAGUGGCCAUUAUCGUCAAGUCCUUCGCCCGGAUCCACGAGACCAAUCUGAAGAAACAGGGCAUGCUGGCACUGACAUUCGCCAACGCCGCUGACUACGACAAAAUCCAGCCAACCAGCAAGGUUUCACUGCUCAACCUCAAGGAUUUGGCACCUGGAAAACCGGUGGAUGCCGAGAUCAAGAACAACGGUGGCUCCGACAAAAUCAAGUUGAACCACACUCUGAACGAUCAGCAAAUCAAGUGGUUCCAAGCCGGCAGUGCCUUAAAUCUUAUGAAGGAACUGACUGCCAAAGGUGGUAACAAAAAAUAGUUUCCAGCCAUAGAUAAUGUCAUCCAGGAAACGAGUUUUUCACUCGAUAUUCAUUUAACUAAAUUAAUUGGUUGUUUCAUAUUAGGAACAUUAUUAAAAAGCAUUUAAAAAAUUA